GUGGCAAUCACCCGUUGAUUCUUUUCUACUAACCACAAAGAUAUUGGCACCCUGUAUUUAGUAUUUGGUGCCUGAGCAGGCAUAGUCGGCACAGCCCUCAGUCUACUGAUUCGUGCCGAACUAAGCCAACCCGGUGCCUUACUUGGCGAUGAUCAAAUCUAUAAUGUUAUCGUCACAGCCCACGCCUUUGUCAUGAUUUUCUUUAUAGUAAUACCCAUCAUAAUCGGCGGAUUCGGAAAUUGACUGGUCCCCCUGAUAAUCGGAGCUCCAGAUAUAGCCUUCCCUCGCAUGAAUAAUAUGAGUUUCUGGCUCCUACCCCCAUCCUUCCUUCUCCUUUUGGCCUCCUCUGGGGUAGAGGCCGGAGCCGGCACCGGGUGAACUGUCUACCCCCCUCUGGCAGGAAACCUAGCCCACGCAGGAGCCUCUGUAGACCUUACCAUCUUCUCCCUACACUUGGCUGGGGUGUCGUCUAUCCUAGGGGCUAUUAAUUUUAUCACUACGAUUAUCAACAUAAAACCUCCCGCAGUAUUUCAGUAUCAAACCCCCCUAUUCGUGUGAUCUGUACUAGUUACAGCUGUACUCCUCCUCCUAUCACUACCAGUUCUAGCUGCAGGAAUUACAAUACUGCUGACAGAUCGAAAUUUAAAUACCACAUUCUUUGACCCCGCCGGAGGGGGAGACCCCAUCCUGUAUCAGCACCUGUUCUGAUUCUUCGGCCACCCAGAAGUAUAUAUUCUAAUUUUACCUGGAUUUGGCAUGAUUUCCCACAUUGUAGCCUACUAUGCAGGUAAAAAAGAACCCUUUGGAUACAUAGGCAUGGUAUGGGCUAUAAUGGCUAUCGGCCUGCUAGGAUUUAUCGUGUGAGCCCACCACAUGUUUACAGUUGGAAUAGACGUAGACACACGGGCCUAUUUCACCUCCGCCACAAUAAUCAUUGCCAUCCCAACAGGGGUCAAAGUCUUUAGCUGAUUAGCCACCCUCCACGGCGGCUCAAUCAAAUGAGACACUCCCCUACUAUGAGCCCUAGGCUUUAUCUUCCUAUUUACAGUGGGAGGCUUAACAGGAAUUGUCUUAGCCAACUCAUCCCUAGACAUCGUGCUUCACGACACCUACUACGUUGUAGCACACUUUCACUACGUACUAUCAAUGGGGGCCGUAUUUGCUAUUAUAGGGGCUUUCGUUCACUGAUUCCCACUUUUCACAGGUUACACACUUCACAGCACCUGAUCUAAAAUCCACUUUGCUGUAAUGUUCGUAGGCGUCAAUUUAACAUUCUUCCCCCAACACUUCCUAGGCCUCGCAGGCAUACCCCGUCGAUACUCAGACUACCCCGACGCCUACGCCCUAUGAAACACUGUCUCCUCAGUUGGCUCAUUAAUCUCGCUUAUCGCUGUAAUUAUGUUCUUAUUCAUUCUUUGAGAAGCAUUCGCAGCUAAACGAGAAGUCCUAUCAGUCGAACUUACAGCCACAAAUGUUGAGUGACUUCAUGGCUGCCCACCUCCAUACCACACCUAUGAAGAACCUGCCUUCGUGCAAGUACAAUCAACCAACUAA
Polyodon spathula (Mississippi paddlefish) is the source of this 1554-nucleotide messenger RNA. Lineage: Eukaryota; Metazoa; Chordata; Actinopteri; Acipenseriformes; Polyodontidae. The record is from the annotation of a RefSeq genome assembly.